Molecule: messenger RNA, 4657 nt
Organism: Planococcus citri (citrus mealybug)
Lineage: Eukaryota; Metazoa; Arthropoda; Insecta; Hemiptera; Pseudococcidae
Product: deoxyhypusine hydroxylase-like
Exons: 2
Coding region: 159-1268 (369 amino acids)
Biological process (GO): peptidyl-hypusine biosynthetic process; GPI anchor biosynthetic process
Cellular component (GO): mannosyltransferase complex; endoplasmic reticulum membrane
Molecular function (GO): GPI mannosyltransferase activity; deoxyhypusine monooxygenase activity; alpha-1,6-mannosyltransferase activity
Source: RefSeq, a predicted model, not a curated record
GUUUUGUUUGCGAUUCGAGCUCCGAAACCCGAAGCUGAAGCUCAUUCACGUCGCUGUUUUCCGAGCCUGAUCUUAUGGCCGAAGUUUUAUAUCGUUACAAUUUCAUCGAAUUAUAAUCACGAUUUUCAUCGCGAAGUGUUGACUGUUGAUGUCUGCAAAUGAUGGCUUUGGAAAACUACUGGACUAAUCCGUAUGGAAAUCAUUGGCAUCCCACACGGCCAAUGCCUAUUCAAACAUCAUUCGAGAAUGGUUUUGUCUUAUACUCGGAACCUGGGCAGUUGCAAGAGUUAGCGUGCGUCGUCGCCUCGGCAUUUUUAUGGUAUCGCAGAAUAAAGGAAUACCCCCGUAAGAUGGAAAAUGGCGAAGUUAGCAUCCCAUGGUUCCACGACUUCGCUGCAGACGAGCAGCAUAUUUCAGACAUGGCGCAGCUACCUUCAAAUCUCAAGCAAAUGAUCAACCAAUGUUUCAGGGCAGUGAAGAACUCCUUCGCAAAGUGGUGCAAGUUUCAUCAUUUGAGAAUUUUUCAAAAUCGCCCGGAUGCGGGUCUCGAUUAUGAUUUAGUAAAUUUUAUUUCGUGGCGUGCCGAUGCAACCAUCGAUUGGACGGAAACUGCUGUAAAUUUGGUCAAGUGUGAUGUUUUGAACGACGAGGAAAGAUAUCGAAUCGCGUGUAUUUAUUGUUUGGUUGACGAUAUAGAAAGAUUAUGGCCGACAACUACGAAUAUCGAUUGUCUGCUGAUUAAGUAUUGGAAUUUUCGUAUGAGUGGUAAGCAGAUCACGAUUCGAAAGGAUUCCGAAUCUAGCUGUGUGGAAGCUAUUUUGCUGAAAAACUGCUGCGCUGGAACAUUAACAAGGUCAGCUUUCGAGUACCUUUGGCAAUUUAUGACCGAUGAUGAACAAGACCUAAAAGUUAUGGAUAUGUCAAAGUAUUCAAACGAUGAACAGUUGUUGAAGUAUGCAUUGCUUAAAUUGAACGGAAGGCAAUUAAUGCUUUUCAUGUCGGAAGCAUAUGAUGUCUUCGGGUGUUUAGAACGUGAUGAAUCAGCGACUUCCGUAGCGUACGCUUUGGUAAUUUAUUUGUGGAGUCGUGUUAAGGACAAGAUCACGAACGAUGCCUUUUAUGAAUUAAUGCGAGCGGCUUUGACUUAUGUUCAUCGUCAUGGUUUGGCUUUUGAAAUAUGGAACAGUGCUUCGAAUACGUUGAAAAAUUAUACCUUGGGUAAUCAUUUCGAUGAAAUAAUGCACUUACUGUUGAAAACCCCCCCUUGAAGGUUGGAAGGAUGUCAGGUUGUUAAUCGAAUCGUUUUCGUCGAGAAACGCCGACUUUAGACAGAGAACUUGGCGAGAAAACUGGAGUAGUAUCAUCACUGGCGUGUCUCCCGAGUACUUGCAACAAAUCAUGAAAUUGUGUCUCGGAAGUGAUGACAAUGUAGCGUCUUUCAAGAAAAUGCAUUUUUGUAAUUACGAUGAGAUCAAAUCCUGCUGCGGGUCGAUGAUGGAAGAUGGGAAUUACGAAGGCAUUAGCGAAUUUCUCCAGUUUUGUUCAGACGACCCCGAGGUCAUCUUCAAUUUGAGAAUGAACGUAUUGCAAUUGCCGAGACUGCUCGAGUACAGCCGUUUUCAUCCAACAAUACAGGAUACUUUCGAAACAUUUCUCAGCGAAAUGUUCACUGAUACGAAUCUGGUGAACGAGUUCAAAAGAAAUUUGAUUCUAAGUGAGGAAUCUAUGGUGUGUUUUAGGAAGGCCAUAAAGCUAGGUGAGAUCGAUAAUAUUAGUAAUUUGGUCGAUCGUGUAUCAUCUUCGAUGUCAGACUUGAAUUUAGCUAAAAGUAGAUUACUGGAGUUGUUUCGAGAUAUGCUAAUAUCAGCCGAAUUAGAACGGUUCAAGUUUCAAGGUUUCGGUAUUUCAGCCGUAUUAGAACGGUUUAGUGAAGGGGGUUGGAAUAAAUUUAUCAAGUGGUGUCUGCAUGACGAUGAUGAUGCGGUGCAGAAUUUCAAACUGUUGUUACCCGUCAAUCAGAUUUUCAAGACGUUGUUUGAUAGAAGUAUGGGGGUAAUGAGGCGACUUAAGCAAUAUGGGUGUAGAUAUGAGCGUUAUUUUAAACCGUUGGAAUAUUUCCUCCGAUGGAUUUUCAUGACUGAAAAGGCCGUAGAGAAUUUUAAACUUGGUAAACUUUUCGCUUAUAAAAAAGUGGAGCCGAUUAGAGUUGUACUCGAAUCUAAUGAUGUCACAUUGAUCGAUUCAGUUAUAGCAUGGCUUUGUAACGACAAUGUAUCCCAAAUUGAGAAAUUCAAGGUUUCCAUGUUUCAUGACUUGAUUAAAGCGCGAUGUCUUCAUUCUGGGUGACUUCAUGUGAGAUCGGAUGGUGGGUUACAAGGUGUCUACAAGGUUAUCCAAAGUAUUAAGAAGUCGUCUUUUGAGCCAAAAACUGAAUUCCAUUUUCUGAAAUCAAUCGAAUUUUUUCUUAAUUAAAUGUUAAUGUUUUAAAAUUGCAGGUACAUAUUACUAUAAUAAUUACUAUCGAAUUGACCUCUUAGUAGUUGGAAAUUUCCGUAAAUUAGUUGAAAAAUCAACGUAAAUAAGAAAAUUUCGCGAAAAUUGCUUACAAAUUUGUUGUAACGCCUUAAAAAUUGUUUAAAUCGGCUGAAAAUUGAUGAAACAUUGUAAAAAAAAUUAGCAAAAUAUUCCAAAAACGCUCAGUUAUGAAAAAAAUUGUACAAAAUUUCGAAAAAUAAUCCUUGUAUUGAAAUGAAAUGAAAUUGUGUAAAAAAUGAAAAUCGUAAAAGUAUGAUAGAAGCAACUUGAAAUUUACCGAAAAUCCAAAGAAUUUCCGUUAAAAACGUUUCAUCUACUUUGAAAAUGUGAAAAAAUGCGAAUGUGAUGAAAUUUUUAAAUUUUAUUUGCAGUAAUCAAUGCAUGUAAUUUUUGAGAAAGGUUGUCCAAAAAUGAAAAUUCGAUCAUCCAAAAGUCAUCAGAAGGCCAUUCUCUUUCGUUUUUUUCAGUUUGGUAGACACCUUGAACACAGAAGCGAAAUGAGUAGACAACUAGGUAACUAAUUGAAAAAACCAAAAAAAAAAAAUUGUUUAUUGCACGAAUACUCGAAGGUGAAUACUGAAUAAGUUUAAGUAGCAUGGCUGGGUAUUCGCUGAGAAUUACGUCAAGUUAGACGUGUGCUGAAAAGUUCCUCUUUGCCAAACUAUAACGAGUUGAGAGACAGUGGCCGGAUAAGAUCGUUGUUCAAAUUUUUUGUUUUUAAGCUGUUUUUUCAAUGAUUACAAAUCUCGGAUUGAAGAGUUCAAGGCUUCUUUAUCUUGAGACUCGAGUUGUGUAGGAUGGUCUGGGUGUGAUGUUGAUGUUCGCUAACCUUGAAUUGUUUUUUGUUUUGACUUUCUGUUAACACUGUUGCCUCGUUUUGAUUAUUGUAUGUGUAAGGUAUGUUUAUUUUAUUACUUAGUUUUUGUUUUGCUUUGUAAUUGAUCAAAUUUAUGUUUGUAUUGAUCGUUAUCGUACUGAAUAUAUAUUUUAUUGGAUUUAUCAAUAAUUAUGUUAUGUAAAAUGAAAAUACAGGCUGGGAGAUAUUAAGUUUUUUUUUUGGUUGCCUUUUGGAGUUUUUUCGGCUUGGUACUUGCUUACUAAUUUAUUGGAUUGUUGAGUAAUGAAAGAAUGGAGACAGCAAUAUGUCGAUGAACUGAGGGACCACAAGCAUAACCCACGAAAUUCUGCAGACUCUAAACAGAGAUUUUGUAAGAAGCUCCGUCAACCGAGAUCACCCGGUUCGUAGUUUUUUGGCUCACUUAUCUGAGUAAUUAAUGAGUGAUUCAGUCAAUUAUUUUUCUUUUUGUACUCAUGUAGCCAGACAGCGUGUCAGAGUAAGGCAAAGGGGUUCUGGUUGAAAAAAUUUGGCAAUUUUCUUCAAUGUUUCUUUUCUUUAAUUAUUGAAACAAUGGUUGGCCUAGAGUAAACCUAGAAAUGUUUCUCAUAAGUGAUAAAUUAAUACAUAAAGUGAUAACCUAACAAAUAACUACAAUCUGCAUAUGAAAUGAAAACUAAGGUAAAGACUAUCUCAAUGUCUGAAGUUUACAAUUCAUGUCUUGUGAGCCAGUAUCCUGUCUCCCAAGAAGUAUUGCCAGGUACUUGGAUAAAAAUCUGUAUAAAAUCUUAUUUUUUUAUUUUAUUUUUUUUGAAAAUCAAUGGAAAGUGUAGAGAUUUAAGUGCAAAUAAAAAAACUUAGUGAUAAAAUUUGAAUGUUCGUGUUCAAAACGCGUUUUGAACACUCGAGAUCAAUAAAAAAAAUUAUAAAAAACAGAAUAUUAUAAAAAAAAAAAAUUAAAAUUUUUCACUAAAAAAUUAAUCAUUAGAACAUGCAUCUUAGAAAGUAAAGGUAACCUUUCUAAUCGUUAACAGAAAAAAAAGACCCACGAAUCAUAUCAUUUAUCAUACCUACAGACUGAAAAAAAAUCGCUAGAAUCAAUCCAAAUAUUCCAAAAAAGAUUGAAAUUUAUCACUUGGAAAUUGAUCACUAGAACAAAUGAGUUAAAGUUACUUUCUAACCUUUAACAUCUCAUCUCUUUCAUUUUUUUUUGACCUGUGUAGGUACGUAACACUAACAAAAAAAAAAAAAAAGAUGACACAUAAAUCAUAUCAUUAAUAAUACAAA